This is a messenger RNA of Saccostrea echinata, 2066 nucleotides long. RefSeq names its product calponin homology domain-containing protein DDB_G0272472-like. The transcript has 6 exons. Lineage: Eukaryota; Metazoa; Mollusca; Bivalvia; Ostreida; Ostreidae. The coding region runs from base 320 to 1189 and encodes 289 amino acids. The record is from RefSeq and is a predicted model, not a curated record.
AUUGUGGCCAUUUAAAUUAAUAAAUUCUAGAAUGUUUAAUUCAUGAUAAACUUUGGUACGAGUCCAUUGUAAUGCAGCUGUGAUGUUUAGAAAGGUAGAUUAAACAUUGCUAAUUUUACUACAAAGAUAUCUUAAACGUUAAUACGGAGAAAGCAAGAGUGAAUUAAAAAUUUAUAAAUACCAUGGAAGCGUUGCUGGCCAAACAUUUAUUGAGAAAAUUUGAAUACACGUAAUUAAAUGUUCCAAUAAACCAGUAUUGAUAAAUUCAGUCAUUAUUUAUCCUGCACCGUUGUGGAGUUAUGCAGUAAAGUCAAACACAAUGAGGGAUAGUUAUGGGAGAAAGGGUAUUUUGAAAAAAUUUCAACGUCCAGUGACAUCAAAGGUGUUUUCUGAUCAAGCAAAACUUGGUGAGAAUUUGCUGAACUCAAAAGCAGAUGACUCCAAGGAACAACAACUCCGCGAACUUGAAGAGGCAGUAGAGAAAGCAGAGGCUCGUGCAACAAAGGAGCUCAAAGCUGCACUCAAAUGGCUCCGAAAUGAGAAAGAUGAGGAAAAAAAGCGAGCCCUACAAAAGCAAAAAGAGUACUAUGAACGCUUGGCAGCAAGAGUAGAAAAACAAAGAGAUGAAGCGGAGGAGGAGAGGAUCCGUGAAUUGACCAAAAAAUUGGAACGUGAGAAAGAGAAAGCUUUGGAGGAACAGUGGGAUGAAUGUGAGAGGAUAAAGAAGGAAGCAAUAGAGGAAGCCUGCAUAGCCUUAACCAAAAAACUCAGAAACGAAUUUGUCUUAGAGAAGGAGAAAGCCAUUGCUGAUGCCCUUAAAAUUCAGAAGGAAAAGUUCCUUAAAAGAGAACAAGAAUCCAUUGAAAGGACAAGACAGGAAUGUGAAGAAAAGGCUCGCCUGGAGGCAGAAAGAGUGGCCAGGCUUCAUCAACAGGAAAUUGAAAAGUGGAACAAGAGGUAUUUAGAUAUGGAGAAGCGAUAUAAACAGGAAAAGGAUAGAAGGAGAGCAGUAACAUCAGAUUUCAAGGAGUUACAGGAUGAUUACAGGAGAUUUAUGAAUUACACUGACGGAAAAUUCCACUCAGACUAUAUGAUGCAUCUUAGACACCUGGGAAUGAGACUUGCUGAGAAGCGUGUAAGUGAUGUAUCCAGUACUGUCUCUUAUGAAGACAUUUUCAAACUCUCUUGAUCCAGAAUGUGUGCUUUUGCAUGAGAUUAGACUGGCAGAUCAGGUGGAUCAUCCAAUUAAACUGUCAGAUCAUGUGGAUUAUCCAAUUAAACUGUCAGAUCAUGUGGAUCAUCCAGGAACAUGAGAAUAAUAAUCAUCCAAUUGGAUUCAUGGAUACUCUGUCAUCCUGACGUAGUAGUUUGUUAUAAUCCUUCCCAAGGUGAUAUCUUUUAUCUGCUACUGCAAUAUCCUAUCAGAAACUUCUGUACAUUGUUAAGAAUGUACAAACCGUUGAUUAUGUACAUCUUUUUGUAAAAAUACCACAUAAGUGGAAUUUUGGCAAGACAUAAAUUUGGCUAUUUGUCCUUAAAAAAUGGUUAAAUGUCUUUAGCAAAAGUAAUUUUAGCUAUUUUAUGAUGUUAAGAAAGAUAUGUAUUACCUCCAAUGCUGAAUAAAUUGUUAGCGAUAUUAAAUAUUGACAACCUCAUUACUCUAAGAACUUUAAAAGGGGGGAGGGUAUAUGGCAUUACACCAUCUUUCCUCCAAAGCUAGGUAAAUUCAAGGUGUGGUUAAUGAAAAGGGUUAUAUUUAAUAUUUCUGUAUUAUACAUGCAAAAAUGAUUUAUGAGACAAGGAAUCAUAAAAGAGAAAUCAAAAUAACACAAAUAUGCAUCCCCUGCUAGAAAUUAUUUUAAAUUUAAGGUGCAUGUCUGUAGCAGAGAUAUGUACCAUCACAGAUUUGCAUCACCACUUAAAUAUUGAAACUGUUAUCACUACAGAGGUUGUACAUGUAAUGCAUUAAUCAAAUUCAAAUUUACCCAAUAAACUAAAUCCCUGAUGCAUAUUUUUCAAACAAGAGAUUAUCAUUCACAGUGCAAUAAAAGAAUAUAUUUAGCUUA